This is a messenger RNA of Bursaphelenchus okinawaensis, 3608 nucleotides long. The record is from the annotation of a GenBank genome assembly. NCBI's taxonomy places the organism in Eukaryota, Metazoa, Nematoda, Chromadorea, Rhabditida, Aphelenchoididae.
AUGGAUCCGAACCUCGAGUUUGUUGAUUUGGAAACCAAGCGUAAAAAUUUGUUCCAAAAGUCGGUCAAUAAUUACAAGAAACCGUUUCAGUCCAAAAAUGUGUUUGUCAAGUCGUUGGUCAGCUUUUGUCCGUCGAUUAACUGGCUUCCCGGCUAUAGCUUGGCAAAGUUUUUUCAAGAUUUGUCCGGCGGGCUGACCGUCGGCAUCAUGAAUGUGCCACAGGGUAAAAUAUAUUACAAUUCCUCCAUUUUUUUUGCUUUAGUAAUUUUUUGGCGUUUUUAGGUUUAAAAGGUAGGAUGCCGUUAUGAGAAAUACUAAGGAAGGUAUUUUGUGUUUAUUAUAACAAAAGUUUCCUUUAUUGGUCGUUUUAUACAUUCAAACAGGGUUGAUGGAACUAUUACAAUUGAAAUUGUUGACUUGAACAAAAGCUUUUUUUAAAUUAUGUUGACUAUAACAAGUUUACUCGGUAAGUCUAUAAAAUAAAGCAAACUCUCAAGGCAGUCAUCAACCCUUUUAUAUGUAAACUUCAGUUAUAGUCAACAACAAAUCUAGUCCCAACAGCCCUAAUUAAAUGCAAAAAAUGAUAAAAGAAACUUUUGCUAUAGUAAGCACAAGGUUGUCAAUCACUCUGUUUCUUAUAAAUUUAGCCAGCUAAUGAUAAAAAUACGAGUUUUAAGAGUUUUAUCUUCAUAAUUAGCCCAAAAUUUAUUAUCAUAUUGAAUUUAGGCAUAUUAAUGUUUUAAAAUUCAAGUCUCUUUAAAAACAUAUCUAAUCCUUGAACUAUGUUGGUUAUUAUAAAUAUUGUCAUGACUUUUACUAACUUUUCAAUAUUACUUCAGGAAUUGCCUACGCAGUGUUGGCAGAACUCCCACCGGUGAAUGGGCUUUACACAGUGCUACUUUCUUGUUUAAUCUUUCCGUUUUUGUCUUCAUGGCCACAUGGCUCUUUGGGUAAGUCUAUUAUUAUUGUUUAUUAUUGAACAUAAUAUCGGCAUGCCAACUAGCUUAACUUUAUGACAUUUUUAUUAGAACAGGCUUAUCCUUAAAAUGCUUAUUAUUAAAAAUUAAGGAUAAGCUGACUCUACAAGUUUGCUUUACAAAAUUUUGUACUUUAGAUAUUGUGCUUUGUAUUUGCUAUAUUUAGAUUUAUAGUGAUAUCUCUUCGUAUUUUCGUUUUGAAAUUGAAUGAAAAUAUAAUUUUUUUUCAAAAACAUAAAAAAAAACAAAAUUUUUGCCGAAAAUCAUCUAUAACAUACAAAAACAACACCAAAAUCCCCUUAUUUCAGGACCAUUUGCCGUGGUCGAAUUAAUGUGUGGAGCGUUAGUAAGAAAACUAAUGAAUGAUACAAAACUUGGUCUUCAUACAAACCCAACUGAAAUUGUGUCAACCCUAACUUUCUUGAUUGGAAUAUGUCAUAUUGCUUUAGCAUGUCUUCGUAUCACUUUUAUCACUGAAUAUUUUUCUGGAGCAUUAGUUGGCGGAUUUGUUACUGGUGCUGCGAUUCACGUACUCAUUUCUCAGUUUGAUUCGUUUAUGGGAAUCAUGAAAAUUCGAAAUACUGGGGUCUUGUAUUUGUUUAAGGUAAGAUGUAUUACUGAUUUUGAGAAUUUAGGCUAUGAAAUGAAAGUUUAUAUUAUAAUAUAACGUAACUAUCAAAUGAAUGAGUAAUCUGAAUCACAAAAUCAGGUCAAAUUGUAAUGUUAAAUAAUUUCAAAGCCUUAUCUCAAUUCAAAACUUUCCUUUUCCAAUAUCUUUGGCCCUCAUAAAAUUAACUAAAUUUUCAGAACUUAUUCGAAAUAAUAAUGCAGAUACCCAAUACCAACCUGGUCACACUAACCAUAGGCAUACUAUCAGUCUUAUUUCUACUGGUCGGCAAGUUAAUAAUAACCCCUUUGCUCAUCCGAACCUUCAAAAAGAAGAUCAUGGUACCAUAUGAACUAAUUCUAGUGAUAAUAGCCACUAUCUUAUCCUACUUUCUCCAAUUCAACAAACGCUACGCAGUAAAAAUCGUUGGAGAGAUUCCACAGGGAGUGCCUACGCCAAUACUGCCUAGUAUUCAACUGUUUGAACACGUCAUAAGUGAUGCAGUAGCGAUUACAAUAGUAAUGGUAGCUGUGCAUUUAAGUAUGGCGACUGUAAUGAGUGAAAAGAAAGGGUAUACGGUAGAUGAUAAUCAGGAGAUUUACGCUGUUGGAGCGACUUUGACUAUCAGUGGACUUUUUCCAGUCUUUCCGGCCGCUAAUGGCUUAGGAAGACCUUUGCUGCUACAUGAAUGUGGCGCUGUUAGUCAGGUAGGGCUUUCUGCAACAAGAUUUCUUACCUCUCAAAGAAAUUACAUUAAAAUUGACUACAAUACCUACAAUUAUUCCUAGGAGUCUGACUGUUCCUAGCCCUGACCUUCUAGCCCCGGAUCUAGAUCUCACACCCUACAUUGGUUAAAAAUAGAGAAAACUCGCUUUAAAACAUCAAAAUGACAUUUUUCAGAUGGCCAACUUGAUUGCAUGUGCAUUCAUAUUUGUCGUCGUCAUGUUUUUCGCCUCUUUCUUUUACUGUCUUCCUAUGACAGUAUUGACGGCCAUUAUUUUGGUAGCCCUGAGAAACAUCUUACGAGGUUUCAAAGACAUUGUCACCUACUAUCGCAUAUCUAAAUACGAUUUUGUAAGUUUUUAAAGCUCAAAAGUGUUGUCUAAUAUCAUGUAUCUGUUAAUCUCACAACUAUUGCCUAAAAAUAACUAGAAACAUGAAAAAGAUUUAACAUUACGCCCUAAUUAAACCUAUAUCAAAUAUAAAGGGACCUCACACAAACAUUUCAGUUCUUAUGGGUAGUCGCCUUCCUAGGAACAGUACUAACCGAUGUUAUCACUGGCCUAAUGAUAGCCCUUUGUUUCCAACUUUUAAUCGUCACAUUUCGAACCCAAUUUCCACGAUGGGAAGCUUGCUUCUCGAAACGAAAAACCAAAAUGGACUUGUGUAUAUUCAGAUUCGACUCAAUGUUAAUAUUUUCAAAUGCGCGUUACUUCAAGAGAUCUGUGCUUAAAACACUAAAGAAAUGGAAUUCACAAGGAUUGGGGAGGGUGAGCUUAUAGUUAAGACUAUGUAAAACGAGCAUCAUACUUAAAAAAACCAUUUAUAGACAGCAAGGAUGUUCAUUUUCGAUUUCUCUGGUAUCUCUCACAUCGACACAUCUGGAUUGAAAGUCCUAGAAGAGACCGUUCAUGUCAUCAGAAACUCAGCAGCUUCUGUAGACUUUGUGGAAGCCUCAGGUACGCUGCACACAACUAUUUAACUAGACUUUUAGUUCUUAAAAGCCUUAUUAACCUCCACAACAAAAAUUGACUGUAACUUUAGAUCGAAUAACCUAAUUACACUGAUAGCAAUCAUAUAUGUACAUGUUAUCAUAUAUAUGACAUUUCAUAUAAAUUACUUUCAAAUCGAUUUCAGAUGCCGUAAAAUCACAAAUGCUAAAAACCGAUUCCAUUUUAACAGAAUGUGGUUUCUUUGCUACAGCAGAAGAACUUAUUUUUGACUCAAGAGUACCAAUAGAAUCAACCGGACCGAUUUCCGUCAUCUCAAAUAACCCUUUCGAUUUCGCUGAAUCCGAAAUAUGA